This is a messenger RNA of Scleropages formosus (Asian bonytongue), 2850 nucleotides long. Its product is annotated as spindlin-1-like. Gene Ontology annotation, biological process: gamete generation. The transcript is spliced from 6 exons. The record is from RefSeq and is a predicted model, not a curated record. Lineage: Eukaryota; Metazoa; Chordata; Actinopteri; Osteoglossiformes; Osteoglossidae. Bases 284 to 1072 code for a protein of 262 amino acids.
GGGAGGGGCCCGGCCGUGGAAUUCGCAUUCGCCUGCAAACGGAGGCUGAGAGCGUGGAAAGCGGGGGGACGAGACUAACCAGCGGCGCAAACCUUAUCAAUACCACGGGCUGGAGUUCCACCUCUUUCUUGGGUGGUGUGAGAGCGUGGCCGUGAGGAGCUUCUGUCUGCAUGGUGGGGAGGGGAGGCACAUUUCCUCCUGCUGUGGCCUCCUCACCACAUUGGGCAGCGGAGACAUUUUCACCCUAGUUCUGCAGCUUCGCUGCUCACCUAAACCCAGAUGAAUGAAGACUCCUUUCGGGAAGACGGCAGGCCAGAGGUCCAGAGCUGAUGCAGGUCAUGCAGGUGUAUCUGCAAAUAUGAUGAAAAAGAAAAAUUCCCACAAGAAACAGCGCAGCAGCGUGGGGCCCAGCAAACUUGUAUCCCAGCCCAGGCGCAACAUUGUGGGCUGCCGCAUUCAGCACAACUGGAACGAGGGCAGCAACUCUGCAACGCUGUGGAAGGGCACGGUCCUGGACCAGGUGCCCGUCAACCCUUCUCUCUAUUUGAUUAAGUACGAUGGCUUUGACUGUGUCUACGGACUGGAGCUUCACAAAGAUGAGCGGGUGCAAGGUCUGGAAGUCUUACCGGAUCGAAUCGCCUCCUCGCGGAUAAGCGACACCCACCUGGCAGACAUGAUGAUAGGCAAAGCUGUGGAGCACAUGUUUGAGACGGAGGACGGCUCAAAGGACGAGUGGAGGGGCAUGGUGCUCGCACGGGCCCCCAUCAUGAACACGUGGUUUUAUAUCACUUACGAGAAGGAUCCUGUUUUGUACAUGUAUCAGCUCUUAGAUGACUAUAAAGAAGGGGACCUACGGAUAAUGCCAGACUCAAAUGACUCGCCCCCAGCUGAAAGAGAACCAGGGGAAGUGGUGGAUAGCCUUGUAGGUAAGCAGGUGGAGUACGCCAAAGAAGACGGCACGAAAAGGACUGGUAUGGUCAUCCAUCAGGUCGAAGCAAAGCCGUCUGUGUAUUUCAUCAAGUUCGAUGACGAUUUCCACAUCUAUGUUUACGAUUUGGUAAAAACGUCCUAGGCGCCAGCUGUGGCAGGAGCAAAUGUGAGUGGAAGGAGUCUGAAGCAGAAAUAUCCUUACAGACUUUGCCAAAUCUCUUUGAACGUUGACAAUUUGAGAUGAGGCGGAUAAUUGAGGCUGCUCAUCUGAGUGUGGUUUGCUGGGUCCCUGCUGUGGGAGCAAAGGGUUUUUUUUUUUUUUUUUCCUUAUGAUUUCCAAUAGGGAGAGCUCUGCACUACUUAAACUUAAUCAUCUACUUUUUUUGUAUUAGGAUCACACGUGGAACACACUCGUUAUUUUAUCGUAUAGACUGUUCAUUGAAAAUAUACUAUGGAAAUUAGGAAUUCAAAAGAUUUCAAAAGAUUUCAAUUACAGUUCAAUGGGCAUAAAUAAAAGUUAGUUUCAUCUCUCAAACGUAGAAGGACUUGUAAAGUACAGUUUUUUUUGGUUUAAGACAUGCUUGUUCCUUUGGACUACAUAUGUACACUAUACAAAUUUGAUUACCAGUAUUUAAAAUAUAAUUACGUUUUAGACUCGACUGCAGUCUAAAACCUGUGGUAUUUGUUUCAUAGUCCUGUACUGUCCUUCAAUUUAAAAUGGUAAUUGUUAUUAAUAUUGUUAUUUAAAAGUAGUUACUUAAUAGGUUUGUAAUUUUCAUUAACAAAACAAUCUCUCGACACAUUUUCAUAUUUUAUUUCAGUUCAUAAUUGUCAACUGAGACAUCCUGCACAGUAUUCCAUUUUCAGUUUUCUGUCAGAGGACUUAUUGUAUUAUCUUAAUUCUUAACACUGAGAUAAAUUAUUUAUACCUUACAUUCUGUUCUUGUUGCUAGGCUACACAACUAAGAAUAAAAAAAAUUGCAAGGGAAUAACCAUUUGAGGUUAGUGUUACUACAACAACCACCAUUGUGAAGUGUUCUCUAGUGUUGUCUCAGUUCUGCAAAGAAAAAGGUUGUAUUCCGCUCAUUCUGCUGCUUCCUGAUUUUAAUUUAAGCCUUAAGGCAUGUGCCUCAUUAAACCUUUGAAUAGCAUCAGCUAUGAGAAAACUCCAAAUGACUUUGUUUGCAUUCUCAUCUCAACAAAGCUUGCUGUCCAAAGUGGAUACCCAAAUGGAGUGUUGUAUUGCCUUUGUGUCUAAAUCAGUUGCUGUGAGGUUUCUUUUUUUUUUUUUGUUAAUGGAGAAUUCCGGGUCAAAAUCUAUGGUUCAUGUGUUGAGAUGUCUUCAUUAAAACCAAAGUCGUAAAGCACAGAGACUUCAUUUACAGCUGCAGUUUUCUGGUAAUGCCCUGAUAUUAAACACACACACAGACACACACACAAAAGCCUAUUGCUGUUAUUUGUGUUUGUCCUCAGAAAUAUUAGUUCACACUAAGAGAAAACCCAGCAUGCAGCUGUUCUUCUGCUCUGUGUAAAGGUGUUAUUGGUCUGUGGGUAGGAUACGUACUGGUUUCUGCCCUAAAGGUUGCAGGUCAGAUGAGAGGUCAUUUGCACCAUUCAUCAAAGUAUCUGUGGAAUUAUUUCAGUAAAUAUUCAGUUGCACAUUAAAAUUGUAGGCUCUGUAAACUGUUUUCGGUAUAAAUAUCUGCCAAGCGAAUAAAUGGAAUAAAUUUUGUGUAAAUAAUUAAUGUAAUCAGUGUAAUGUAAAACUUGUUUUAAGUGGUAAAUGCAUACAUACACAGCAACUAUUCUGACAUCAGCUGUUUUCAACUGGCCCAAAAUGGUAGUUUGUAUGCAUAUUGUACAGCAUUUCAAUAAAUAGAUUUACACCGGAGUUCUCUAAAUAAACAGUGUUUUCGUAAA